AAUAAGGUGCCAUUCGAUGUUCGAUAUCGGAUGCAACAGAGUUUGAAGGAAAUUGAAGAAAGUAAGAAGCAAGCAAAAAAUGUAUGGGAAGAGAAUCCAUUUGGACAUUGUGAUGAAGAUGCACCAGACUUGCAAGAGAUUCCAAAUCCUUCUACGGCUCCACAAUCUCAAGUUAAAGGGAAAGGGUUAGAAAUUUCAGCAAAUAAAAAAAGGAAGGCAAGUGGGAUAGAAAAUUAUUUUGCCCCAAGAGCCACUCCUGGAGCUCAACCAUCAAUUAGAAGUGUCUUGGCAGGUAAAGAUGCCCUCCAUAAUGCUGAUUUGGCCAUUGCUAGGUUUUUUUUUGAUAGUUGUCUGCCCAUAAAUGCUCUCAAUUCCCCUUACUUUCAACCUAUGCUUGAUGCUAUUGCUGCAAUUGGUCCUGGUUAUAAGGCACCAAGCUAUCAUGCCAUGAGAAGCAAUUUAUUGCAUAAUUUAAAACAAGAGGUCCAACUGUUGGUUAAUUCUUAUAGGAAUAUUUGGGCAGAAACUGGUUGUACUAUUAUGCGUGAUGGUUGGCAAGAUCAAAAAAAUAGGCAAUUAAUUAAUUUUCUUGUCUAUUGUCCUAGAGGAAUUACUUUUGUGAAAUCUGUUGAUGCCUCUGAUGUGGUUAAAGAUGCUUCCAUGCUUUGCAAUUUGUUCAGGGAAUUGGUUGAAUUUGUGGGUUCUGAUAAUGUUGUGCAUUUAGUGACUGAUAAUGCAGCAAAUUAUAAAAAGGCUGGGAGAUUAUUAAAUGACAUUUAUCCUACAAUCUUUUGGUCUCCUUGUGCUGCACAUUGUUUGAAUUUAAUUUUGAGUGAUAUUGGGAAGUUGGAAGUUGUUAGUAAUCUUGCAAGUCGUGCAUCUUUGGUAUCCAAAUUUAUAUACAAUCAUCCUUUCUUGUUAGCUUGGCUUCGGAAAAGGGAAGGAUGGACAGAAACUAUACGUCCUGGGCCAACACGUUUUGCUACAACAUUCAUUGCAUUGAAAAGCAUUCAUGAGCAUAGGCAUGAUUUACAAGCAUUGGUGACUAGUCUAGAAUUUAAAGAAUCUAGAUACUACAAAGAUCAUAAGGCAAAUGAUGUUGUGGCUGUUGUUUUAGAUAAAAAAUUUUGGAAUAAUUGUGAGCUUGUUGUGAAAAUUGUGGGGCCACUUAUUCAGUUGCUUAGAAUUGUGGAUGGUGACGAGAGACCUUCACUUGGAUAUGUCUAUGAUGGCAUGUAUAGAGCUAGAAAGGCCAUCAAGACUAUACUAAUGAAUAGGAAGUCUCUGUAUAAGCCUUAUACAAGAAUUAUAAAGGGAAGGUGGGAUAGGCAACUUCGUCAAAAUCUUCAUGCUGCUGCCUAUUACUUAAAUCCUGCUUUUUUCUAUGAUAAAGAGAGUUUCUCAACCAAAAAAGAGGUCAUGAAAGGCUUUAUGGAUGUUGUGGAUGCAAAAGUGCCAUCUCGGAGGUCUAAAUUUUUGAAUGAGUGUGAGUUGUAUGACAAGAAAAUGGAAAGUUUUGGUCGUGAAAGUGCUCUUGAAUCCUCAAAAACUAUGACACCCGAUGAGUGGUGGAAAUAUUUUGGAUAUAGUGCUCCAAAUCUUAAAAAAUUAGCAAUACAACUCUUGAGUCAAACAUCAUCUUCUUCAGGGUGUGAAAGAAAUUGGAGUGUAUUUGAAAGAAUACACACCAAGAAGAGGAAUAGAUUGGAGCAUCAAAGGUUGAAUGAUCUUGUCUAUGUCCAUUAUAAUUUGCGUUUGAAGCAUAAGUACUUUAUCCAAUCUACAUAAUACUUAUACUAUAUUAAUAAAGUUUCAUUUUUUAU
Messenger RNA from Rubroshorea leprosula, 1823 nucleotides. Lineage: Eukaryota; Viridiplantae; Streptophyta; Magnoliopsida; Malvales; Dipterocarpaceae. The record is from the annotation of a GenBank genome assembly.